Messenger RNA from Lachancea dasiensis, 1425 nucleotides. Lineage: Eukaryota; Fungi; Ascomycota; Saccharomycetes; Saccharomycetales; Saccharomycetaceae. The record is from the annotation of a GenBank genome assembly.
AUGACUGCCGCUACCCAAGCUCCUCAAAACUCCUACAACUUCCAAGCUACCGUUGACCAAGUUGGCCCCCAAAUUGUUGGCGGCCAGGGCGUUCAUAUCUCCAUCGAAAGGGAUGGCCAAGUCACCGACGGCAUCAUCGACGCUAUCACUGGUGCCGCUGUCGGUGCUUUGGGACACGCUGACGAGGAAGUUUAUGAGAUAAUCAAUAAGGCUGCCCGUCAAUCAACCUACUCAUACCCCUGCUUGGUCUCCAACAAGUCGUCAGAGGAAUUGGCGAAAUUCUAUAUCGACAAUUCUCCAAAGGGCGUCUUCUCCGCUGCCUUGUGGUGUACCUCCGGCUCAGAAAGUAACGAAAAUGCUCUGAGAUUGAUCCGUCAAUACUGGUUGGAGCGUGGUCGCCCAGAAAAGGUCAAGCUAAUUAGCAGAGAGAGUUCUUAUCACGGUUUCAGUUUGGGGGCUGUGUCUAUCUCUUGGAACCCAAGAACUGAACCUUACACACCAUACCUCAUGGACAGAGAAAAGAUUAACAUCAAGAUCCCUUGUGCUUAUAGCUACCGUUUCAAGAAGGAUGGCGAAACGGAAGAGGCCUAUGCUCAGCGCCUUAUUGAGCAAACCGAGAAAAUCAUCCUAGAAAACGAUCCUGACACCAUUGCUUCUCUAACCGUCGAAACACUGCCCGGUUCUUCCUUGGGUACUUGUCCACCACCAAAGGGCUACUUGAAGGGAUUAAGAGACUUGUGCAACAAGUACGACUUGAUUUACCACUUAGACGAAGUUAUGUGUGGUACCGGUAGAAGCAACCCUAACGGUGCUUUCAAUUGUUGGGAAAACUUUUUGGACCCGGCUGACGCUCCAGACAUUCAAACUGUCGGUAAGACUCUAGGUUCUGGUUACGUUACCAUUGCUGGUAUUUUGAUUGGUCCAAAAAUCAGAGAUGCCUACCUCGAGGGCUCUAAGGCUAUUGGUGGCGGUCACACCUACUCUUCGCACGCUUUCAACUGUGCCGUCUCCUUGGGAAUCAUGCAAAAGUUGAAGAGAGAUAACUUGACCGCCAACAUCUUUGAAAAGGGUAACCUAAUGGGACAAAAGCUAAAGAGCAUCUUUCUAUCUGAAUCCAACAUUGUUGGCGAUGUGAGAGGAAUCGGUGGCUUCUGGUCUAUUGAAUUUGUCAAAGACAGAGCUACCAAGGAGCCGUUCGACUUGUCUUUGAACCUUGCUCCUCGCAUCAAGGCGAUUGCUUUCCAAAACAAGGUAAACAUCAUGGCCAUGCCAGGAAACCCAGACGGGAGCUGCGGUGACCGUAUUUUGCUAGCGCCUUCCUUUGUCAUCACUGAGCAAAAUGUCGACGAGAUCGUCGAAAAGGUGGUCAAGUCGGUCAACCAGUUGACCGAGGAAUUGCGCGCCGAGGGUGCCUUCCAAUUUUAA